AUUCAGUGAUUAACCUUACUGAAAAUGGAUUUUCGACGCGUAUAAUAGCUGGGAAGUUAAAUAUAAGCCAAUCAGCAGUCAUUCGUGUUCAAAAAAGGCGAAACGCGGUACCCAAAAUUCAAUGAAGAGGUCCACGUCGAUUGUUGACCGAUGCAGAUGCGCGGCUUAUGAUGCAAAAUAUUAAAAAGGAUAAGAAUUGUAGACGCAAGGAUGCUUCUGCAGCUAUAGGCAAGCCUGUCAGCCAAUGAACAGCGUGUCGAGCACUUAAGCGUAUUGGAUACGCUUCCGAAUUAAAAAAAAAGAAACCGGCCUUGUCCGAUAAAAAUAUAAAAGCACGGCUAAAAUUUGCGAAGGCACAUAAAAAUUGGGAAGUGGACGACUGGAAAAAAGUUAUAUGGUCUAAUGAAUCAAAAUUCAAUCGAUACCAGUCGGACGGAAAACAAUAUUGUUGGAAAAAGCCUGGAGAGUCGCUGCAAAGACGGCACGUACAGGAAACAGUAAAACACGGAGGAGGAAAUGUCAUGGUCUGGAGCUGUUUUACCUGGUGGAGCAUUGGACCAAUAAAGAAAAUAGAAGGAACUUUGAAAAAAGAGAACUAUUUAGAUAUUUUGCGAUUCUAUCUAUUUGCGAUUUUGUUGACAAAUGCGUUUAUGAUGAGAGUGAUAUCACAUUCCAGCAAGAUGGAGAUCCGAAACACACGUCCAAACUCGUGAAGGAAUGGAUCCGAAAUCAAGACUUUAAGUUAAUGGAGUGGCCGGCUCAGAGUCCUGAUCUCAAUCCAAUCGAAAAUUUGUGGUCGAUUGUGAAACGACGAUUGGGACAAUACGAAUCGGUUGCAGCAAACCAACACGAGUUGUGGCAACGAAUCCAGCAAGAAUGGAAAGCUAUUCCGAAGGAAAUUAUUCAAAAUCUGGUGAAUGACGCGACCAUUUCGUUCUUACGUGCUGCUCGCAGCGGAGACAUUAAAAAGGUGAUUCAUUUUUUGGACAGUGGUGAAAUAUCGGAUAUAAACAAUUGCAAUGCAAACGGUCUUAAUGCACUUCACCUAGCUGCAAAGGACGGAUAUGUGGAUAUAUGCUGUGAGUUGCUAAAAAGGGGCAUAAAGAUCGAUAAUGCCACAAAAAAGGGUAACACAGCCUUGCACAUUGCGUCUUUGGCGGGUCAGGAAGAGGUUAUCAAUCAGCUUAUAUUAUAUAAUGCGAGUGUGAACGUGCAGUCUCUUAAUGGUUUCACUCCGCUUUAUAUGGCAGCACAAGAAAACCACGAUAAUUGUUGUCGGAUCCUAUUGGCAAAUGGAGCAAAUCCGUCAUUAUCUACAGAAGAUGGUUUCACCCCACUUGCGGUAGCAAUGCAGCAGGGACACGACAAAAUUGUAGCUGUCUUGCUUGAAAAUGAUGUACGUGGUAAGGUUCGCUUACCAGCUCUUCAUAUUGCUGCAAAAAAAAAUGAUGUUAAUGCAGCUAAGUUAUUACUUCAACACGAUCCCAAUGCUGACAUCGUUUCCAAAUCAGGAUUCACCCCAUUGCACAUAGCAGCUCAUUAUGGGAACGUGGACAUUGCCACUUUUCUUUUGAACAACAAAGCAGAUGUUAACUAUGUGGCCAAACAUAACAUCUCUCCCUUACAUGUGGCAUGUAAAUGGGGAAAGUUACCAGUCUGUACUUUAUUACUUGCUCGAGGAGCAAAAGUAGAUGCCGCGACUCGUGAUGGUCUAACACCACUUCACUGUGCGGCUCGCUCUGGUCAUGUAGAGGUUAUUAAGCAUUUGUUGGAUCAAAACGCCCCAAUACUGACAAAAACGAAAAAUGGUCUGUCUGCGCUCCACAUGGCUGCACAGGGAGAGCACGAUGAAGCAGCACGUUUAUUAUUGGAUAACAAGGCUCCAGUAGACGAAGUUACUGUGGAUUACUUAACAGCUCUUCAUGUCGCUGCUCACUGUGGUCAUGUUAAAGUUGCUAAGCUUUUACUUGAUCACAAGGCAAAUUCAAAUGCUCGUGCACUUAACGGAUUCACCCCUCUUCAUAUUGCCUGCAAGAAAAAUCGUAUAAAGAUAGUUGAAUUACUCAUUAAACACGGAGCUAGCAUUGGCGCAACCACGGAAUCUGGCUUGACUCCUUUACAUGUAGCUAGUUUUAUGGGCUGUAUAAAUAUUGUCAUAUAUUUACUACAACAUGAAGCUAGUGCGGAUAUACCAACAAUACGCGGAGAAACACCACUUCACUUGGCCGCUCGUUCUAAUCAGGCGGAUAUAAUUCGAAUUUUACUUCGCAACGCAAAAGUAGAUGCUAUUGCCCGUGAAGGCCAAACACCACUUCAUGUAGCUGCUCGAUUAGGAAAUAUUAAUAUAAUUAUGUUAUUACUGCAGCAUGGAGCAGAGAUUAAUGCUCAGUCUAAAGACAACUAUUCGGCGCUGCAUAUUGCUGCAAAAGAAGGGCAAGAGAAUAUAGUCCAAGUGUUAUUGGAAAAUGGUGCGGAACCUAAUGCUGUUACCAAAAAAGGGUUUACUCCACUACAUUUAGCUAGCAAAUACGGAAAGCAGAAAGUGGUACAAAUAUUACUACAAACUGGGGCAUCUAUUGAUUUUCAGGGGAAAAAUGAUGUGACCUCAUUACACGUGGCCACUCACUACAAUUAUCAGCCAGUAGUAGAUAUCCUUUUAAAAAGCGGUGCAUCGCCGAAUUUAUGUGCCCGAAAUGGUCAAAGUGCCAUUCACAUAGCUUGCAAAAAAAAUUAUCUGGAAAUUGCGACGCAGUUGCUACACCUCGGUGCAGACGUUAAUGUCAUUAGCAAGAGUGGCUUCUCCCCAUUACAUUUGGCGGCCCAAGUUGGAAACGUUGAUAUGGUCCAACUACUUCUAGAGUAUGGAGCUACCAGCGUUGCGGCAAAAAAUGGUUUGACACCAUUACAUUUGGCUGCACAAGAGGGCCAUGUUCCUGUAUGCCAGAUUUUGCUGGAGCACGGUGCUAAGAUUUCAGAGCGCACUAAAAAUGGUUAUUCUGCCCUUCAUAUUGCUGCCCAUUAUGGCCACCUCGAUCUUGUCAAGUUUUUUAUUGAAAACGACGCUGACAUCGAGAUGUCUACCAAUAUCGGGUAUACCCCGCUUCAUCAAGCAGCUCAGCAAGGUCACAUUAUGAUUAUUAAUCUUCUAUUACGCCAUAAAGCGAAUCCAAAUGCUUUAACAAAAGACGGGAACACUGCUCUAAACAUUGCAAGUAACAUGGGAUACGUAACUGUAAUGGAAUCCCUUAAAAUUGUUACUUCAACAUCCGUUAUUAAUUCAAAUAUUGGUGCGAUUGAAGAGAAAUUCAAGGUAAUGGCUCCAGAGGUUAUGCAUGAAACUUUACUUUCCGAUUCCGAUGACGAAACUGGUGAUGAUCUUUUGGACCAUAAUCAUUACAAAUACAUGGCAACUGAUGAUUUAAAAGCCCAUUACGGCCAGGAUCACAAAAACUUCGAUACUACAAACACUGACCACGAUCUAACUGACGUUCCAGUACUAAUUGAGAAAGAAAUACUACCCAAUGACGUUAAAUAUAAUAAAUCAUCAGAAAUGGGACACAAACCCGAUAACGUCGUUAUUGUCCGAUCCCAAGUUCAUUUAGGGUUUCUAGUAUCGUUCUUGGUAGAUGCACGUGGUGGAUCCAUGCGCGGAUAUCGGCACAGUGGUGUGCGCAUUAUCGUUCCUCCAAAGGCCUGCGCUGAACCAACCCGAAUUACUUGUCGUUAUGUUAAGCCGCAAAGGGUAGUCAACCCUCCACCUUUAAUGGAGGGUGAAGCACUCGUAAGUCGCAUUUUGGAAAUGUCACCUGUUGAUGGAGUGUUUUUAAGUCCAAUAACUUUAGAAGUUCCACACUAUGGCACCAUAAGAAAAAACGAGCGAGAAAUUAUUAUACUGCGGUCCGACAAUGGAGAAAGUUGGCGUGAGCAUAGCUCAUAUAAAAACACCAUAGAUUUAAAUCAAACCGAAGAAUUUCAUUCGGAUCGCAUCGUUCAGAUUGUUACUCAAAAUGUUCCACAUUUUUUUGCCGUUGUAUCGCGAAUUCGUCAGGAGGUGCACGUUAUUGGACCUGAUGGUGGAACCGUUUUCUCUACAGCAGUGCCCCAGGUCAAAGCUAUAUUUCCGCCUCAUGCGUUAACUAAAAAAAUUCGAGUCGGUCUUCAGGCACAGCCAGUAGACUUGGCCGAAUGUUCUAAGCUGCUCGGUCAAGGGGUUGCUGUCUCACCCGUAGUCACUGUUGAGCCACGCAGACGAAAAUUUCACAAAGCUAUUACGUUAAGCAUUCCAGCUCCAAAAGCCUGUACCAAUAGUAUGGUUAAUGCAUGUUAUGGAAAUGGAAAUUCAAGUUCGCCUACUCUUCGACUUUUGUGUUCCAUUACUGGUGGUCAAACUCGAGCAACUUGGGAGGAUGUUACUGGAUCAACACCACUGUCAUUUGUUAAAGACAGUAUAACAUUUACCACCACAGUUUCUGCCCGUUUUUGGUUAAUGGAUUGCCGUAAUAUCGUAGACGCAGGAAGAAUGGCCACAGAACUUUAUAGUCAUUUGGCCAAAGUUCCUUUUCUUGUCAAGUUUGUAAUAUUUGCAAAACGAACUUCUAAAACGGAAGCAAAAUUUUCAGUAUUUUGCAUGACGGAUGAUAAAGAGGAUAAGACCCUUGAGCAACAAGAAUAUUUUACAGAAGUUGCAAAAAGCAGGGAUAUCGAAGUAUUGCAGGAUCAAACUAUAUAUCUUGAAUUUGCUGGUAACAUUGUCCCCAUUUUAAAAACCGGCGACCAGCUGUAUACCAAGUUUCAAGCUUUUUGCGAAAACCGGCUUUCAUUUAGUGCUCACAUUAAAGAUCAAGAAUUUCCACAAGGUCGCAUCUGCUUUAUGACCGACCCGAUGGCAGGUCCGGAUGAAAUGCCACUUAAGUCGCUUUGUAGUCUGAAUGUAUCAGUGGAUUUUAAAACUAUAUCAAAGCAUCUUGAAAGGGAUAACCUGUAUAGUCUAAACGAUUGUUUAAAAGUGCAUGGAAAAUUAAAUCCAAACGAAGAUAUUAGAUUUGGUGUAAAAGAACAAAAUAUUAAAGGAAUUGAUAUUGCUAAAUCUGGUAUAAUGUCUAGUGACAUCGAACUGAUUCAUAGGGCUGAUGUAAUAUUAGGCGAUAUAUGUAGCCAUUUAGGAAGUGACUGGCCUCUGCUAGCCAAUGUAUUGGGUGUUUCCGAGUCCGAUAUAGAGCGUAUUAAAACUGAUUUGUCAUUAGACGACAGCGUAAAGCAGAGCAUGGUAAUGUUAAAGCUAUGGCUAGAACAUGGUGGCAUUUUCACGAGAAAUGUACUAGCUGAUGGGCUUUAUAAAAUUGGCCGCGCAGAUAUAGUGGAGAAAAGCAUUAAUAAUGCACAGUUUGGCACUGAUAACCCGGAACAGCGUUCGCCCACUGCCAGGACUGAAAACCUAGCCGAUUAUGAACAGCAAUUCAAGCAGCCUACAGGUCCUUAGCCAGAUCCUUCUCGAAGGAAGACGGUGUCACAAGGAGUAAAAACCAAUUAAUCUUAACCUAAACUGAAAAAUACUUAUGCAAACCUAAACACUUGAGAACGAGGAGAAACAAAUUUCAAAACCAGGGAAAUAUGGAUAUACCUGACAAAUGAAUCAGCGGUAAUCCUUAUUCGAAAUAGUCUAUAAUUCAAUUAAUCUACACUAAAGUCAACCGUAUACUUUGUUUUUAAAUAUACGAUUAUAUUCUUUUUGUUUGACUAUCAAAAAUGUUGGUCCAGUGUAUUAGACUUUAUAUUCACAUUGAAAUUUUUAAUAAAACUAUAUUAACCGUGUUAAAAUCUAGGGUUAAAUACUAAUACCUAUUAAA
Molecule: messenger RNA, 5846 nt
Organism: Drosophila yakuba
Lineage: Eukaryota; Metazoa; Arthropoda; Insecta; Diptera; Drosophilidae
Product: ankyrin-3
Exons: 11
Coding region: 746-5479 (1577 amino acids)
Biological process (GO): signal transduction
Molecular function (GO): nucleic acid binding; protein binding
Source: RefSeq, a predicted model, not a curated record